AUUUACAUACUACUGCUGUGAGCUGGAGUGGGAAACACGUUCUCCAACCACUCUUCGCAUCUUAAAGUUCACGUUUUGACUGUAACACACAUUGUGAAGAGUAGCCUUCGGGGAACAACUUUGCUUAACCAAAAAUGCAUUCCUUCAUCGUCGAGCACCUCGAUCCUGAGCUGGAAGAUUGGCAAGGACUCGAGUACAAUUGUAUUCACAAAGAAUGCGAUGCCGCAGGUUCGAAGUUCCUUCUUUCCGGACUCACAGCGACAUUUGAAGAUGCCGCAAAAGAUAUCCUGAAAGUUCCCGCAUCAAGUAAAACCAGCCAGAGCGUGGAGAAUCUCUAUCCUACACAGGAGCAGAGGCAACGAGUAUGCCUGCUCGAUCCUCGGGGCGAGAAAGAUCUCAGUCCCGAAGACGGAGAGCAAUUCGAUGCGUUCCUCUUUGGUGGCAUUCUGGGAGAUGAUCCACCACGAGAUCGCACCGGUGAUCUACGCAAGAUGGGCUUCCCCGGACGAAGACUGGGUCCGGAGCAAUUGACCACCGACACAGCAGUCCGCGUGACGAGGAUCGUCGUGCAACAAAAAGUCAAGCUCAAUGACAUCGAGUAUGUCGAUCGUCCCGAUAUCGAGAUCCCCUCGAAAAACAAGAAAGGUCCGUCGGAGAGCGUCAGCAUGCCAUUCAAAUAUGUGAAGGGCGAGGAUGGCAAGCCGAUCAUGCCUGAGGGCAUGUUUGAAUUGUUGGCGAGCGAUGCUGACAAGGGCAUCAUGGAUUUGCUUUGAGGUUCUCAAACCAUUACUAGCCGUCACACGAAUAAUGAGACGAUGUAGCGAAGAAGCUAUUCGUCGCAUUGGAACUCCUGAAAAGCGAUAUAUUGGCACAAUAUCUGUGACAGCUCGUCUUUCUAUCCCAAAACAGAGAUCAACCACGCAUGGUCUGCUUCUUCGUAGCACGCUUUUGAGCCUUCUCCUUCUCCUUUUCCAAGAAUUUCUUCUGCUCGUCCGCACUCAUCUUGCUCAACUUGCGAUCGCGCUCCUCUUUCUUCAGCUUGUCACCUGCCAAUCUUCGUUCCUCGGCCU
Molecule: messenger RNA, 1070 nt
Organism: Dissoconium aciculare CBS 342.82
Lineage: Eukaryota; Fungi; Ascomycota; Dothideomycetes; Mycosphaerellales; Dissoconiaceae
Product: DUF431-domain-containing protein
Exons: 3
Coding region: 135-773 (212 amino acids)
Biological process (GO): peptidyl-arginine methylation
Molecular function (GO): protein-arginine omega-N monomethyltransferase activity
Source: RefSeq, a predicted model, not a curated record